CAUUUUCACCUCUUUCGACUUAAGUCGUCGUUGUCUUCGUGCGAGCUUGCUGCCGCAGCAAGCAAGGCCAUGCGCGCGCACCGCAUCCUACUGCACUGAGGCUGCGGCGAUGACGUCACGGUUCACUGGCUGGCUUGCAAGCGAGUUUGACGAGUUAACCUUGUCGUCUUUAUGGCGAAUGGCUCUUUUCUUUCGCCGUCUCAGAAACGGAGUUGUGACUAGUUGAAACGACACACCGAAGGACGCGUGACGUCACGUCGGUUUGUUUUUAUUGACUUUUGGGACCACCUCGAUUUCCCCAGGAAAGACGUGCAAUACGGACCCGGGCGCACAAACGAAAGCCCAAAAGAUCAACGUAUAACUCAGGCAAGAAUGUUUUGUGGCCGACGAGCUGUAAAUAAAAAGAGACCCGCGCGAUACUGUUUGACGACAUCAUGGCAUAUGAUCAAUGGUCAGGUGAGGCGAGGCGAGUCGCAGUCAUCUUGCACGGAACGCAAUCCAGCCAUGAUAUUGGAAGUCGUUUGGGGCGGGAAAUUGUCAUGCUGACCACAGGACGAUGUCGUCGACGUGGAUGACAACGCCUCGCGGCGACUUCGUCGGGUCGCCGUGACGACCGCCACUCUUCACACCACUGCUCCGUGGUUUUUUUAGGUUUUGAUUUUUGUCAGCUGGAUAAGAAAAUCGAAACCUAAAGAAAAAAUGGCGCAGAUGGCCGUCUCGUCUGUGUUUUUCCCCUUCCCGGGCGGUGUGACGAGUCCCGCCGUCUCCUAAAAGUCGCUGUCCCGCCGACGGAAGCUUCGACGUGCGUGGCGGCGGAGUGGUUGGGGCCGCUCUCCCUGGUGAGAAAAGUAACAGACAAGCUCCAUGCCCUCCUGGUCUCCGUGGCAACUGGAUGCCAGUGAAAACGCCCCGUGUGUCACGUGACAGCCAGCCCCGGCCGGCACCUCCAAGCUAACUUUGAAGUGCCGACAACACAGAGAUCAACGAGGUCCAGGAGGAAUCCACAAAGGAGAUGUCCAAGACUUGAAGAGCAACUCGCUUGGCCUAUGAUGAGGCUUUUGGGACAGCUGCCGUUCCAACGAUGGCUGGUCACGGUUUCCAAGAAACACUUUUCCAGUCCUGUUUUUGGAACGGGCGGCCAUUUCUCUCCUGGUGAACACGUGCGUAUGUGCGUCUUUGGUCUUGGCCGCAAACGCGAAUGCCAGAGCGAGGGACGUCCCGUGGUGGCCAUUUUGCAACGCUCCGUUUGACUUUGUGAAGGUUUUGAAACGGAUCCACGCCUCCGCCGUAUCAAGACUGGCGGCUUUCGCGAGGCGUGGAAAAAUUGUGGCAAUGAAACUCUUGAUGUCUUGCUUGCUGCCGUUAUGCAAGCGGCGCAUCUCAGUGGGCCACCACCGUUUUGUGUUGCAUUGAAUAAAAAAUGUUUUGGAUUUAUCCCAUUUAAGUUUAGUAUCAGCUGACAUGUGCGCUGGACUGCCGUAAAACGGGCCUUCUCAAGAUGACUUCCAGCUUCGCGCUUUGAAAAUGGCACUUUAAUCAUGGCUGUUUUCGCAAGGUGGCCAAAACAAUUGUGGCUGGGGCUGAUUCACAAAGACUCGGGUUCCAUUUUUGGUGCCAAGCUGUCUGUCCCGUCAUCAUGACAGCGUCAUGGGGUCUCAUCCGGCCCGUGGAGAGAGACUGCAUUCAUUUACUGCACUGCAAUUUUGCAAUCGAAGCGAUUGUCAUUGCUCAUUCUGCCCACCAGAGGACGCACUUCAGCCCGACGUAGUCCAACUUGCGUGUUGCUUCUUGAGCUUCGCUCUCAUUUGACAUAAGAGUUGAAGUGAAAGAGUUAAGUUGUUAAGUUGGGGGCUCACCUGACCUGACAGCGCCCCGCCCCCCCCCCCCCCCCCCCACACACACACAAAAUCCGCACGAGGCCCUGCGCUUAGCUUCGCAACUUUGCUUCGCUCUCACGCGUGGAAAUGAGCCGAUCUCCGACUGAUUGACAGCUGCGCGUCCGACUGUGUGACGUCAUGGAAGUCCCGCCGCUCCUGGUGGCGCUGAUGGUGACGUCACAGGUGUUCGCAGACACGAGCGCGUCCUCAUCGGGCCAUCGCGUUAGCAAGCGCUACACCAUCAACCCGCUCGGGUACAAGUGGACGCACGCAAACAUCACGUACAGGUUGGAGUCGUUUCCCGACACGCUGAGCGCGGACGCCACCAGGCAAGCGCUCAGCUCGGCCUUCUCCAAGUGGAGCGACGUGUCGCCGCUCAGCUUCACCGAAGUCCGCCAGCGCGACGCAGAUAUCACCAUCGGUAGUGCUACCCGCAACCCGGCGCGCGCGCGCGUCUGUGAGUGUAAACGGGCGUGCAAGUACGUCCUUUAUUUGUGUGCACCGCCGCAAGGUUUCUACGCGUUGAACCACUCGGACUGCGCGUCGUCUCCUCUCCAUCCGUGUUUCGAUGGCAUCAACGGCGAGCUGGCCCACGCCUUCCUCCCACCACGUGGUGAGAUCCACUUUGACAAGCACGAGUUCUGGAUCAUCGGGAGGUCCCGCUUCAGCUGGAGCCGAGGCGUGUGGCUUAACGACCUGGUCCAGGUGGCGGCGCACGAGAUUGGACACGUGCUGGGUCUGUGGCACUCGGCCGACCCGCACGCCCUCAUGAACCCCAACGCCACCACCACGGGCCAGAGGGACGUCGGGCCCGACGACGUCCGGGCCAUACGGAGGCUCUACGGCUGCGUGGACAAGAGGCGGGCGUGCGAGCGCUGGGCGGGCUCGGGCCUGUGCCAACGUCGCAAGCGGCUGAUGAUGAGGACCUGCCCGCGCCGCUGCCGCCUGUGCUCGGAGGCCCCGGAGGCCAUGACCACACCGCCGCCGCCCGCUAAUGUCAGGGUGAAGGUGGUCUCGCGCGGGAAGGUGGUGGGCUUCCGCUGCGGCACCAAGAACCUACCAUGGCCCGCACCCAAAGUCAGCUGGUACAAAGACGGCGAGCGCAUCGCAGCCUCCGUCCCGGGACAUAUUGCGCUGAAAGGUCGCGACCUCCGCAUCGUGGCCAACGAGUUCAACGAGGGCGUCUACACCUGCCACCUCCACGGCCGCGCCCCGGCCGCCAACUCCUGGAGCGUCCGACUCCGGCCGGCCGGCCGCAGCUGACCCGCCCGCCCGCCCGCAAAGCGCGUCGACGUGACGCUGUGCUUCGGCAUCCGUUAGGGCGGGGCUGUCCAAAGCGGGCCCCGGAGUGCCUUUAAGAGUAUUUGAUGACGUUAGAGUGCAUGGAGGCGUAUUUUAGAUUCCUUUUCCAGUUUUCCCAGUAGAUUUGGCCGCUCACUUUGACUUCCCCCCCCAACAGCUGCAUCAUUAAGUACUGUGAGCGAUUGAAGCGCUUAUGCAGCUUUCAUUUGAUGAAUUUCAGCUGCGAGCAAAGUGGCGUACAUCUCGUUAGCAUGCGAGCUACGCUAAGGCGGUGCCCUUUGAACUUGACUCUUAACAAGCCGGUGUCAGAUGGUUGACGUCUUUUCUUGUCUCGGCGGUCAGGUGGCAAACAUUUAGAAAGGCCCGGUCGCCGUGGAAACCAAGCGGGCCGCCUGAGAAACUUUCAUUAGAAAUGACUGACAAGCGCAGCCGACGAUCAACAACGGCCGUGAAUAAUACUCGUCACGUCGACGGCGGAUGCCGGUUACCGUGGCGAUGUGGUGGCUGCCUUUUAUUUUUUUUGGUGUCCGCUCACGUCGCCUUUCCUUUUUCUAAAUCUCGUUUGGGGUUCGCCAACGUUUGGCUUGAAUAAAAGUCACACGAGCACAAAAGUCUCCUCUGCUCACAAAAGUC
Molecule: messenger RNA, 3812 nt
Organism: Syngnathus acus (greater pipefish)
Lineage: Eukaryota; Metazoa; Chordata; Actinopteri; Syngnathiformes; Syngnathidae
Gene: mmp23bb
Product: matrix metallopeptidase 23bb
Exons: 9
Coding region: 2016-3140 (374 amino acids)
Biological process (GO): extracellular matrix organization; proteolysis; collagen catabolic process
Cellular component (GO): extracellular matrix
Molecular function (GO): zinc ion binding; metalloendopeptidase activity
Source: RefSeq, a predicted model, not a curated record